AUGACGAUCGAAGUGUAUUCCGAUCCUUGUACGAUCAACUCCCAUAAGGUCCUCGCUGGGCUUGAGGAAAUGAAAGCAGACUACAAGCAAAACUUCAUUGACUACUUUGCUGGCGAGCAGAAGAGCGAGGCGUUCAAGAAGAUCAACCCGCAUGCCACGGUCCCAGCGGCAAGAGACGGCGACAUGACACUCACAGAGUCGAACGCUAUCCUACAAUAUGCAGCCGACAAGACUGGUGCUGAGACUCUUUACCCAAAAGACCUCAAACAUCGGGCCGACAUCAACAGGUGGAUGCUCUGGGAGGCCGCAACCUGGUUUUCGGUCUGCUAUGUGUAUCUCAUUGAGAACGUUGUCAAACCGCUCAUGAAGGCAGAGCCGGACCAGAAAGCCAUUGACGCCGAAUCUGAAAGGUUUCAUAGAGGAGCGGGCAUUAUGAACGAGCAGCUCGGCAAGACGAAGUGGUUAACAGGCGACAAUGUUACACUUGCUGACAUUGCGGUUGCGGCGCCCAUGCAUCUCCACGCGGCUUCGAAAUUUCCUCUGGAUCAGUAUCCGAACGUCAAGCGGUGGCUGGGACAGGUCGAGUCAAUGGACAGCUGGAAGAAGACGCAAGUCGCGGUGACCAAGGCGCUCCUUCCCUGCGCGCCGACGAACGGAAGCAGCGUGGCUACUUCCAACGGGAACUCACAGCACAAAGUACGUACCACAGUGAACUACACCAAAGCCGUCGACGGACUCACCGAGCUCUACUUCUACGAGACCGAGAAAGCUAAACAUAUCCACGAACCAGGUGACGCUCCGGUAGAAGUUGAGAUGUCGGAUGGCUGGCCGUACGUCAACGACUUCCACCUGGACAAGAACGGCUUCUCGGUCCACUCAUUUAAGACGUCGCAUUCCGACUGGGAAAACGAGGAAGCUGUGCGAUCAGCCUUCUAUCCCGAAGUUGUUGAUUUUCUCAAACAUACUCUGGGCGCAAAGCGUGUUCUCGUCUUCGACCACACCAUUCGCACGGAAAAGAACGCAAAGAAGGCACUCACUGAUGAAAAGAACACCACCCAGCGCUCCCCCGUCAUGCUUGUCCACUGCGACUACACCGCUGAAUCCGGACCCCUGAGAGUCCGCCAACUCCUACCCGACGAAGCCGAUGACCUCCUCUCGCGCCGAGUAGCAUUCAUCAACGUCUGGAAGCCUGUCAACCGUAUUGUGGAAGAACGACCGCUUGCUAUGAUUGACGUGAAGUCGUGCAAGGAUGAAGACUUCUUCAAGCUGCAUCUUCGCUAUCGCGAUCGCAAUGGAGAGAAUUAUGUGCUGCAGCACUCGGACAGGCACAAGUGGUGGUACUUUCCCAAGAUGACUCCAGAGCAGGUGAUUCUACUGAAGACGUUUGAUUCCGAGGCGGAUGGGAGGGCGAGGUUCGUGGGCCAUUCGGCGUUUGUGGAUCCGACCAGUCCAGACGAUGCGCCGCCGAGGGAGAGUGUUGAGAUCAGGACGAUAUGCUUCUUUUAAGUAGGUUACUGCGCAUACUUUCCUGCCAAUAAAUGUCAUGAUCACCUAGGUACACCUUGUAGAAGCGGAUGAUGGGUGUUACUCAGCACAUCCCUAGUAGAAGGACUCGAUGCUCACAGGCCGGCAGCUCUCAUUACUGCGAUGUGGAUAACACGAGGGACUGAUCUACCCUCACUCCUAUCUGUACCAGGGGUGUCGCUCUGGAUCAGUUCAUCGAUAGCACUUCUUUCAGAAUUACAGUCAACGUAUACUAGAUAUUUAAGGUCCCAUAAUGUUGGUAUUGUCAAUGAUCAGUGCGGUAUGCAUCAAGU
Paraphaeosphaeria sporulosa is the source of this 1817-nucleotide messenger RNA. RefSeq lists its product as uncharacterized. The record is from RefSeq and is a predicted model, not a curated record. Bases 1 to 1506 code for a protein of 501 amino acids. Lineage: Eukaryota; Fungi; Ascomycota; Dothideomycetes; Pleosporales; Didymosphaeriaceae. The transcript has a single exon. Gene Ontology annotation, molecular function: oxidoreductase activity.